AGUUUCAUGACGUCAGUGUAACGCAGCCGUUAUACUCCUCCGGUGCAUCCCAAUAUUUCAAUCGAAGCAGGCGUUCGUUUUCCUCUUUUAGUUCCACUUAAAUGUGAUUGACAAUACUGAAAUGUGGCUUUUAAACUACGGUCUACAGACUGCAAGCGUAGCGGUGUUGUAUGUGGUCGGUUUCACCGGUGGAACCUUUGUUUUCGGUGCAGUCACGCUAUACCAACUGUUCCGCUUCACUCCUCUGUGGCCACUCGUUAUUCUGUAUUUAUCGUGGGUUUUUCUCAUCGACUGGAAAACCCCUGAACGAGGAGGAAGGGAUCUACUAAGAAACUUCGCAAGGCGACAAGCAAUUUUUAAGUAUAUAAAGGAUUAUUAUCCCAUGACGCUUGUGAAAACCAGUGAACUUGAUCCACAGACGAACUACAUCUUUGGUUAUCAUCCACAUGGUCUUUUUACAGAGGGAGCGUCCAUUGGGAUAGGUACGGAUGCCUGUGGAUUUGGUGAAAAAUUCCCGGGAAUUAUACCCCACCUUGCAGUUCAUUCAGGUAAAAACAGCUAUCACUCUGAAUUUUCACUGUACUGUGAAAACUGAAUCCUUGGUUUGUGGUCUUGCCAAAAACAUAAAGCAAUAAUUUAUAAUAUUUAGUACUGGGACAGCAUAAAACAAGGGUGAAUCCUUUUCGACCUUUCCGUUUGCUGGUGCUUCUACAUAUUUUUUAUGUGGAACUAGGACUGUGGAGUUGGGAUUUUGAAUCUUCGAAAUCCUGGGAGUAUAAUAUUAAUGAAUCAAUCAGAUUAAGAACUUCAUUCAAGCCACUCAGCUGAGGCAAAUAUUUAUUAUAGCGGCAUUGGAUUUCAGUGAAAUUUUAGUAAAUUAUUAUGUUGACAAUUAGGACAGUGUAAUAACCCUCUCAUAGGGCCAAAAGACCUGAUGAAGCUUGAUAUUUGCUUGAAGCAUCUACAUGUGUUGUGUCAUCUGUUGUUGGUGAUAGCAGGAAUAAAAAAUGACAUAAAUUUAAGAUUCACUUCUUAUUACAUCCUUGGAAACUGUUUCCAGACAGCUCCCGUCCUUUCCUUCUAUUUGUAUGCACUUCAGACUUUAUGAGAAAUGCAUUAGAACCUCAGUAACUCAAACUCUAAAAUGAAAUGCGAAACAGUUCUAAUUAGUUAGUGAAUCUGGUCAAGGGAAAGUAAAUUUGUUGUUGUUAGUGAGGAAUUUAUGUUAUCCAAAUUCCUGUUGACUGAGUAAAAAUGACUGAAAAGUGAGGGGAAAUCCAAGGGAAAUUGGACUUAGUUCGAGUUAGUAGGGAGUUCAAGUUAUCCAAGUUCGAGUUAUUGGGGUUCUACUGUAAUACAUUAUUAAUUUUGUGAUGUCAGAACCACAAACUCUGUUUGGGCAUCAGACUAGUCUGAGAUUUCACAUUUUUGCACAGGCUUACUGAAAGCAUGGAUAUAUCGUGAGAUACUACUGAGUCUUGGUGUGGUUGAUGCUACACGUGAGAGCAUAAAAUAUGUGCUGACCCAAAAGGGGGCAGGACACUCUAUUGUCCUUGUUGUUGGAGGAGCUGCAGAAAUUAGUCAUUGCCGUCCUGAUAGUUAUGUGCUACAAUUUAGUCGUCGUAAGGGAUUUAUUAAGCUGGCUUUGGAAACUGGAUGAGUGUGAUGUGAGCCCACUAAGGGUAAGUGAGGCACUCAACAUUUUGACCUAUACUGGAACAUACUGCUGAACAGGGUCUACUUUUUCUCUCUCUUUCCUGAACAGGGUAUACAAUUUGCAUGAGCUUAUCCUACAAAAAGGAACCUAAAACAGAGAUUAAGGUUGUUAUCCUAAACAAGGACAGUAGGGCCAUUUAUACGAGGAAAAAUAAGACGCGUCUUACAUAAGACGCGUCUUAAAUAAGACGCGAACUUUCCGUACAAACGGCACAUUUCGUCUAAAAUAAGACGCGGCUUAGCUAAGACGCGUCUUAUUAGAUAAGACAUGCUCGUAUAAAUGGUACAGUUCCCGUCUUAUUUAAGACGCGUCUUAUUUUUCCUUGUAUAAAUGACCCUAGUGUUUUUCUUGGGGGAUUUUAGGGUCAUUAAAUAAGGUGUUGUGUCAGUGUUUGAAGAGCUGGCGUCACACCUGUACCCAAACUUUCCUUGAGUGUCCCCCAGGAGUGUUUCAAACCCUCAACGGUAAAUUUGUGUCCACAGUAAUGUGUCGUGAACCUGACUCAUCACCUUCAAAUUUGACUUUGUUGAAAAUGUCAGCUACAGUAACUGCUUUGAUCAUUUAUAGUGCAGGGAAGGGGCAUUUUACUUGUUGUAGGAGCCCAAGGUAGUGCCAGUUGCAUACCUGCCAACCUCCAGAGAUCUAAAAUCUGGAGACUCUCUAUUUUGCACUACACCCCCCCACCCAACCCCCAAAUGUCAACAGCACCAACACCCCCACCCCCCCCUCCGCGCCAACAAAUUGCCUUAGGACAUUAUAUGACGUCUUACAUGACGUACAUGGGAUCAUAAUGCGCUUUCAUCAUUGUAAUGACGAACUAAUCUUUGUCAUUGACUAAACAUGUGCAAGAAUGUCCCAGAAACUGUUCAAUGAAUAAAAAAAAGUUCGAAUUUUGUGAAAAAAUGGACUAAAUUUCAAACUAAAGCACAGAAAUGCUCAAAAGUCCAUUUUAUCCGGGAGAUUUGGUGCUCUAACCGGGAGAUCGGGAGAUUUGAUGAAAAACUUGGAGACUCCCGGGAAAACUGGGAGAGUUGGCAGGUAUGCAGUUGACUAUAGACUAAUCCACAACUUACAAGAGGGCAAGAUAAGAAUUAAGGGUCUUGAGAAGGGUUCAGGAGAAGAGUUCAUUUUUUUAUCUCUCGCCCGUAGUAUUUUUCUUUCUUCCUUGUUCAAUUGUAACAGAUGGAAUUCCUUGAGAAUUCUGCUACUAUGGUACCUGUGUAUAUGUUGCAGGUUAAAGUUGAUUUCAGGUUGUUUUGAUUUAACCUAGGUUGACUCUUAAUAUUUCCUUUGUCUCUUAAACCUAAUUAAUGAAUAAUUAGGAAUAGGAGACAAAGAAAACUGACAAACAACCUAGAUUUAAGAAUUUUAACCUGAAUUUAAUUUUGACCUGUAACACAUCGCUGUCUUGGGUGUCCUGUGUUAACUGCAAUGGACGUUCCUAUAUGCCAUUUUGUUUAGCUCAAGUAGACAUGGGGUUCUGGAGCUUUGCAAAUCUAUUGUGAUCAAUGGCAUGCAGUCAGUUAUGCGACCACGUCUCCUAAGCAAUCACCUAUCAAAGAUACCAAAAUGUCAGUGCCAGUCAAAGCAGUAGAAACCUCUCAUAAACAUCAAAGAAAGCGACCACUCUGGGCCGACCGGUUGAAAGAGAGUAUUAAACUAAGUGACAACAUAGAACUGCACAUAUUUUCACUUAGAAAUUGUAUGUAAUAAAUUAGUUUCUGUCAAACCUGUUCCACGUCGAGGCCUUUCGAUAAUACAAAAGUCACUUUCUCGUUUUUGACUUUAAACAGGUGUGAUCUUGUACCAGUGUUCGCCUUUGGACAGAACAACUUGUUUCCUCUGAUAGGCGGGGGAUACAAUUCACGUUUCUCAAGGUUCAACCGCUGGCUGUAUUCAAACACCCGCUGUGGAUUUUGUUGUUGUUGGGGGUUUUCCUGGUGUCUUCCAAAACGAUCUCCUAUUUUCGUAGUGGGUAAGGACAUCAGUUGUUUUUUAAAAUUAAUAUUUUGUCAUUGUCGCAGAGGUAACUGUCUGUCCCCACGCAUCGAUCUCUUAAAAAACAGAUUACUUUCGACACUUUUAAAACUACUCCAAGUUGGUUUACAUCUGUCCUAAGGAGGGUGUAAAGAGGGUGUCACAGGAAGGCCAUAAUCGUUUAGAAACAAAUACGUAAGAAAAAGCUUCAGAAAUACAAGAAGACAUGUUACAAAAAUUCCUUCAAUUUCAACUUUCAAACUUCUACUGUGUGUAUUAAAAAGAAAAGAAAACUAUAUUUGUCAGUUGAAGCAAGGGCCAUACGAAACAAAGGUACUAAAGCUACAGAAAAACGGGCAACAAAAAAGUACAACUUGUUUUGCAUUAAAGAGAUUAAGAUUUACGUUUACGCCAAACGGCAAACGUGAAUUUGUACCACGUGACCAAGUUUUUCCUUUAAUUGUCGUCAACUGUUUAUUACUUCAACUAAAAAAUAAGUAGUUUGACGCCCGUUUUAUACAUAAGAAUUGUUCUGUACAGUUUUUAUCGGCUUAUUUUCGAUUUUGAGAAAUUAUCAACUUGAAUCUGACGUUUGCCGUUUGGCGUAAACGUGAAUCUUAAUGUCUACUAUUUCUAGAAAACAAGUUGAAAAGCUAUAUGUUGCGCGAUUUACCACAAACGAUCAAAACUGCCUCACAACAAAUCAGGUUUUUGCAAGUUGCGCAAAUACUGAAUUUGCGUCACUUGCUGCAAAACAAGGAAAACAAAACGGGCAACAAAACAAGUUUGCCUUGCGCCGCGCGGUAAAACGCCCAACAUGAACUUCUUUGUACUAUCUGCAUUUUCAUUACUUCUUUUCUACCUCGUCCCCAGGGUCUUCUCGUUCUCCAGUAUUGGAAAACGAGAAGACCCUGGGGUCGAGGUUGAAAAGAAGUAAUUAAUAGAGAGGAGAAAUGUGACGUCACGUCACCAUGGUAGCACUAUUCACUGGAUAACAACAAAACCAACGACAAAAAAGUAAUAGGUUUUUAUUGACAAAACAACGUGCAUCAUGCCAUUUUGUUCAUUUCUCUGCCGUGGUUGCACCCUUGGGACAUGAAACUUCCUAAUUUCACACGCUCGUUUUAUGGAGUGGGUGAACACAACACAAAUGUUGUCUUUUUCAUUUUCUAAACUUAAAUACGGUCCUUUCGGAUUCAACCUGAGAAAAUGUCGCUAACCUUUGCCUAAUUAAAUAAAAUUGAAUAAGAUGGAUGAAGUUUAAAGAAGUGCGAAUUCACUUUGUAGGUGACAUUUUCGGUUUGUUGUCAUCCAAAAAUUUUGCUACCAUGACAACGUGACGUAACGACUUCUCCUCUCUAUUGAAAGGUCAAAAUAGAUCAGGUGAAAGAUAUAAGGGUACCUGGGAAGCUAGAACGGGGAUCCUGAACAGCAAGAACGUAACAAAACAAACUAGAAAGACAAUUUCCUCAUGCACGUUGUGCAUUUUCAUACAUUUCUCAGCUCUUAAGUUCUUAAAACAGUCAUCCAAGAAGAUCAAAUAGAAGUUUUUGGCGGAGAAUGUGAACACUUGAUUGUAAAUUUCGUUUCUUUGAACUUAAAAGACUCGUAGUCCCCACACUGUUUAACUCUUAGGCCGUUUAAUCUCGAGAAAAAAAGAUAACUAAAAAUAUUCAACGCGACUGGCCGUCCUCAAGGACAACGAGGUGGAGUUUCUAGAUAAUAUACACCCAACUUCGCCCCCAGAGGACCCUGAGAAGGAGGCUGUUUGUUAAACGGAAUCCGCUGGAUCCGUUCCCAGUACCCUACGUCGACGUCACGCUCGGCCGUUGUAAGAGGAGGUUGUUUGAGACUAAUGUAGAACCCAAAUUCACACUUAUUGUCGAUCUGACAUCAUCUCUGACUCGUAGUCCAUACUAGCGUUAUUACGUCGUGUACAGCCGUCUACACAAAGCCAAGAAAAACGCACAUCUGUCUACACUUCGACCCCAGGCUAUUUAAUGUGGACCUAAAGGCCGAAACGCUAAAACAUGGAUGCGUUUUCCGAAGAAAAUGCAUUUUUGUGGGUGGUUUCUUCGCCUAUUCAAAUGUAAAUUAAGACUUGUGUUCUUUAAUUUACUUUCAUUUUCUGAAUUUUUCCUGUGCCUUAUUUUAUCUUUACAGUAGGUUCGCCCAUUCCCGUGGACAAGAUUGAAAAUCCAACACAGGAAACUAUCGAUAAACUGCACUCGCGCUACAUCGAAGAUAUAAAGGAACUGUAUGAAAAAUACGUCAAAACGUACCACCCUACGGACAAAUCGGAACUUCUUAUUGUCUAAAGGGUCAUUCGUAAUAGGUUGCAGUAGUUGUUAAAG
Messenger RNA from Porites evermanni, 6048 nucleotides. NCBI's taxonomy places the organism in Eukaryota, Metazoa, Cnidaria, Anthozoa, Scleractinia, Poritidae. The record is from the annotation of a GenBank genome assembly.